This is a messenger RNA of Giardia duodenalis, 1626 nucleotides long. RefSeq names its product Nucleolar GTPase. The transcript has a single exon. Bases 1 to 1626 code for a protein of 541 amino acids. Gene Ontology annotation, cellular component: nucleolus. The record is from RefSeq and is a predicted model, not a curated record. NCBI's taxonomy places the organism in Eukaryota, Fornicata, Diplomonadida, Hexamitidae. Gene Ontology annotation, molecular function: GTP binding.
AUGCCAAGCAAACGCAAGGAGAUGAGCCACAGGCUUACCCUCAGGGAAAAACACCACCGGCUUAAGAAGGCGAAGGAGAGGGCGGAGCGAGCAAGGAAGAAGGAGCGGGAAAUGGCCCGGAGCAACCGAACCAAACGUGAUCCCGGAAUUCCUAAUCUCUAUCCAUUCAAGAAGCAGAUGCUUGAGGCUAUCCUUGGCAGUGACCAACAUAUACCGACCAAGGAAGAACUGGAUGCCCGAAUGCGCCAACAGGCCGCUGCCUACGUGUCUGCUCAGCAACUCCAGCAAGAUCUCGCCAGUGCACCGUCUGGGAUCUCCAAUGCAUAUGCAAGCCUUUACGAUGCAACGCGCGACGCUACUGAUCUCAGUGAGAAGUCUAUUCGACGGGGUGCAUUUAAGCAAGAACUUCAGCAAGUAAUCGAACAAGCAGACGUUAUAAUGGAGGUCAUUGACGCCAGAGACCCCAAAGGCACACGCUGUCCGGAGAUAGAGGACAUCUGUGCUGAGAAGCGGAAGCCAUUCGUGCUUGUCAUGAAUAAAGUGGAUCUAGUCCCUCAACAAGUGGCUCGUGCGUGGUUAGCUUACUUUAAAAACCACGCCGUCCCAUGCAUUGCAUUCAAGAGUUCAACACACGUUCAUAAAGGUCAUGAGGUUAACUUGUCUAAGUUCGUUGAUGGAGAGACAGGCAACAAGCACGCUGAGGAUCGUCUUAGCCGAGCGCUCCAUGAUCCCCGAGCCAUCAUCGGUGCUAGCGAGCUUAAACACCUACUUCAUAAGAUCGAUGCCCGGAAGGCGGCUGCUAGCACUCCUGAGGCUAAAGAUGCCGCGAUGCGAACUAAGAUUGUUGCUGCUGUAGUAGGCAUUCCAAACGUAGGAAAGUCGUCUAUUAUUAACUCCUUGUCAUCUCGGAACGCCGUCGGAGUGGCCCCAAUUCCUGGAUACACAAAGAAGAUUUCGGAAAUACACAUAGACCUAAGGCUGCGGAUUCUCGACUCGCCCGGUGUUGUUCUUAAUGAGGGAAGGAGUGUUAUUUUACGUGAGGAGAAGCUUGUAGAUCCCAUAGGAGAGUGCACCAGGAUGCUCAGCAUGAUGAAGGAUUAUGCUGCAGUGUUUCGGGCCUUUAAUGUGUUUGACGACGUUCUCAAGCGUGCCGAGUCGAGCGCUCCCGUUGCUGAUUGUCUCAGAAGGGCAGACGAACUUCUCUCACAACCAGUAAGUGAUGAGAUAGCAUUUGGUGACAACCAGGGCCUCUCUGCAAGGGAGCGCCUACUUGCUGAGCUUACUCGAGAGCUCCUGGUUUGUGUUGCGCGUAAGAAAGGUAAGCUUCUGCCUGGUGGCAUCCCUGACUUGGACUGGGCUGCGCGGAAUUGUAUUCGUGACUGGAACAGGGGCACAGUUCCAUUUUACAAGGCACCGCCCACCCAGGACGAGCUUGCUAAAGAAGAGGCUCUCCGCUCCGAGCGGCAAGCUGGUAUCCAGCGUAUGAAUGAGCUGGGUGUUGGGGAGGGAAAUCGCAUCUUGACAGAACUAGCACCUGAGCUCGACAUCGACGCCCUUUUUGCGUUGAGCACGGGCAUUGUUGGGACCGCUGAGGAAGACCUUGGAAACUAUGCCGUUUUACGGUAG